Messenger RNA from Salvelinus sp. IW2-2015, 627 nucleotides. The record is from RefSeq and is a predicted model, not a curated record. NCBI's taxonomy places the organism in Eukaryota, Metazoa, Chordata, Actinopteri, Salmoniformes, Salmonidae.
AGACGAACUGCUUGCUGAUGAGGAGGAGGUGCAGUCGUUUGGAUACAAAGGUUUGGGAUCCAGGAAGGCCCUGAAUGCACCAAGUGUAAGAUUGACUGGGCUCUGAGAGCUGCUAUAGCUCUGCUCUAUGUACUAUGUGCCCUGCUCACCAUUGCCCUGGUUUUGCUCGGACAUAAAGUGGUCCAGCGAGUGGACAACGUGACAGAAGAGAUGCAGAACUAUGGUGGGAAGGUCACAGCGGUGGAAACAGACUUGAAGAAGCUUGACGACCAGACAGGGGAGAAGGCCGACAACGCCAGCAGUGAUAUCUCAACCUUUAAGUCAGACAUCCAAACGCUUCAGAGCCAGCUAGACAACGUGUCCCAGAGGGCCUCUACUAACCGUGCUGUGCUGAAUCAGCUACAGGUCACAGGAGAGGACAUGCAGAGUAGCCAGGCGUCCCUACAGAGUUUACUGGACAGCAGCACUGCCUCACUACACAGUGUCAACACUACCCUGGCCUCAUAUGGAGGGAUAAUAGGAGGGCUGCAGACAGAUUCCACCAGGCUGCAGGACAGACUACAGGGACAAGUCCGGGAGCAGGGCAGACACGGUCUAGUAUCUGUUAAAAACAAAAACACAUUUUAA